This is a messenger RNA of Laccaria bicolor S238N-H82, 1545 nucleotides long. RefSeq lists its product as uncharacterized. The record is from RefSeq and is a predicted model, not a curated record. The coding region runs from base 1 to 1545 and encodes 514 amino acids. Lineage: Eukaryota; Fungi; Basidiomycota; Agaricomycetes; Agaricales; Hydnangiaceae. The transcript has 2 exons.
AUGGCGCACACGGUCACCCAAACAUCCCCCGCAAAAAUCAGGAGCGCAUUCAUAGGAAACAAAAAACAGGCACUGGAUGCGGAACGUGCGACCACCCCAUCCCCGCAACCUUAUAACGACGAAAGCCUCAUCACAGGUGAACCGGUGGGCUCGGGCCACUACGUCUCGUGUGACGAAGACAUCCAAUCCUCUGGAGAAGAAGACGAAGGAGACGAUCAGGACUCUAUGAACACCGACACCGCCAACCUAGCCAACCGCCUACAAAACAAAGAACGACUCAGCAAUCUAUACAGCUCCCUUGUAGACGCUGAAGCCUUCGUCCAGGCCCUCGCAACUGACGGGGAUAUCGAAGAGGCCAGGGGGAACCAGCACAUAACCGGUUGUAUGGCCAGGCUGUCCAGCGCCCUCCUGGGUCAGCCAUACGGAAUCAUCAUGGACCAACAGACGGCUCUCCUACAGGCAGUUCGCGAUAUUAACACGACAAUAGCGUCACUCCUGGAAAAAGUCGAGGACAACGGGGAAAAGAUCGACAGAAUACGAGAAGAAACUCAGCACAACUUUACGACAAUGACGGAACAACUCAGGACUAUCGACCUGGCGACCACGGAUACCUUGUCACGCGUCAUGACACUAGAAGGUAACGUCGAUGGCCCCAAUCUCCAAAACACACAAAAGACAACCAGCACAAGCGCCAAUGCCAGCUACGCGACGGGACCGCUAAUCAAGCCAGAAGGAAAGGCGGACGUAACCUCGGAGACAACUAAACGAAGCACUAACCCACAAACAGCCCACCACCCAUGCCGCUUGGUCAUCCGGUUCAUGCCAGACGGGAUAAAAGAAGAAGACCGCUUAGAUCCAUUAAUCGUCGUGAACACAAUAAACGAGGCCCUUCAAGGCUCCCAGUGGCUCAAAGCCAAAGACAUCAGAGUCGUAGCGGCGACUCACAACAAGCAGGGCAACCUCAUCGUUUCAACACGUUCGGACCAAUUGGCGUCGGACCUCCUUCAAUACGCAGGCACUUUCCUACCGCUCAUCAGCCAGGGAUACAAAACGGACGCACGGGAGGACAAAAAGUGGUACAAGAUACAGAUCGACGGCGUUAGCACUCACACUGUGAUGAACCCCGGAUACUGUCGGACCCUCAACAGUGCGAAAAGAGUCCACGACGAACUCAUGGCAUUUAACACGAAGUAUGCACAAGCUGCCGCACACAUCGUUGCUCCUCCUCAAUGGCUGCGUACUCAAGAGGAACGGGAAGGCACCCUGCGCUCGUCCCUCGUUUUCGCUGUCGAUGACGAAGGAACGGCUAAAGAACUAUUACAAGGAAACACCCUCGCAGCGUUCAAUCGGUGGUGCCCUCUGCGAGUCUACCAAGACAGACGCAAAAAGCGGUUCAUCGAGACCAAUUUGGAUCCGACGUACGUUGAUGCGUCUGGGAGUGAACACGAUAACAUCACUCUUGUGAAUGAGCAGCCUUCCAAGAAGUCAGACUUGGCAAAUGAACGCAAACUGCAUCGCGAAAAUGCGAACCCGAUGCGCUGCUGA